This is a messenger RNA of Camellia sinensis, 1303 nucleotides long. The record is from RefSeq and is a predicted model, not a curated record. Lineage: Eukaryota; Viridiplantae; Streptophyta; Magnoliopsida; Ericales; Theaceae.
CAUGUAGCCAUCAUUGGAAACAUUCAUUCUGAUUUGGUGGAGCAACUGAUGAGAGUCCGAUCAAUUGAUGUGAAUCUCCGUGAUUUAAAUGGCAUGACCCCACUUGAUCUUCUCAGGCAACGGCCACGUUCUGCAUCGUCUGAUAUACUAACAAGACAGCUAAUUUCAGCUGGAGGAAUCUUCAGUUGCCAGGACUAUACUGCAAGAAAAACCAUUGCUUCCCACUUGAGAAUGAGAAGUAUUGGAAGGCCCGGCACUUCUUUCAGAAUCUCUGACACGGAAAUAUUCUUGCAUACGGGAAUUGAAAAUGCUUCGGAAGCUAGUGGUAGUGCAGGACCGAACUCAUCUACCGAUUUGAGUCAACACGACUCAACUGUUGAAAACCAUAAUGCAUCGAAUCCAACUACUCAUAAGAAACAAGCUUCUGUAAAUUAUGCAGCACAGCGUUUGAAACGCCUGCUCCAUUGGCCCAAGAUGAAAGAAAGAAAGAACGACAAGAUCAAGAAAAUGGUGGAAAGAAAUUCAGCAAGUAAUUUGGAUGAAACUCCAAUUCCACUCCGACAGAGAUUUUCAAAGCCCUCAUCGCUCCCCAACAACAAGCGAACACUUUCAGUAAGAAGUAACGUUCCGAGUCCUGCAAAGAAGAAAUUUGCUUCUGGAAUAGUUCAAGGUGUUAUGCAGGCCAUGCCACAUCUUGCUGUUCCACGUCGAUCACGUUCAAGUUCAUUCUCGAAAUCAUCAGUAUCCUCAUCCAAUUCGGAUAAACAAAAGGGUGUCUAUAAUGAGAGUGAUAUUGCAGGACCGAGUCGAAUAUCCAGUGAUGGAUCGCCAUAUUUGAUUCGCAAGCAAUGGUCAACUAAUAAGAGUUUGAUGAACCAGUACCUUUGCUUUGGUGGACCGAGCCUAUCUGUGAAAGACCAAACUGGACGGCAAGAACCAGACCAGAAUUACAAGCGUUCAGUUGUAUCAGCGGCUUGAUCGAUUAGAUGAGAAACUGAUAAAGCACGGUCCUUGCAGUAAUUUGGGAAUCAAAACAGAAGGAAGAGAGAUUGAUGCAAGUCCUCAAGUUCUGUAGGUCAGUGAGUUUCAUAGCUGCUUAAUAAAUUUUUGUGUUUACUAGAUGGUUUUGCUUGUUUAAGUUAUUUACUUUGUGUCUGAACCUAGUUUCAUGUAAUAAUUCCAUUCCAAGUCAUUUUCUCAUAGAGAAUUGUAAAAUUCUGCAUUCCUGGGUCUUUGGCUCCUGUGUUUUAAUCUGGAAUAUGUAUAUUUACCAGAAAUUAUGACUGCUAAUUUAUACUGGAAA